GAUCACUGUCAUUCACAGAUCAAAGACUCACAGAUCAGUACACUACCUCUACUGGAAACACCAUGGUGACACAACCCUUCUGGGACCUUGGCGAACGGGACGUCGUGGUUGUCCCCGAAAAUCCGAGACCAAUAAUGGACACCCAGGAUCUGAUCCCCGAGGACGAAAUAGAUGCAAUCCAUGGCCGGCUCAACGAGCGGGGCGAUGCUGUGCAUGAAGCGCCGGAUGGAACCCCCGUGGCCGUGAAGAUCUACCUGCCGGCCAUAAUCGUGGUAUUCUUUGGGCCCCAGCCCUCAGCGCACGUCGCUGCCGUGAUAAAGCUAUUAGAGGCCCGCGCCGUCGUCUUUCGCGCGGAGAGCAUCGACAACCUGGUGGCGCUGGUCGAGGCCGCCAGGGACAAUAUCCACGGGAUAAUCCUGGCCGACCCACAGCUCAUGACGACCUACGGCGACGCUUGGAAGACCAUCAAGGAGCUCGCCAGCACCCGCAAGUACGGGUGGCCGUUCAUCCUCGCCGGCAACGCGACUCCCACCGCCAGAGCGGAGCGCAAGCAGGUUCUGAUCCGAGGACGUCCGGGGGAGACCGCCGAGCACGCCGCGGUGUGGCUGACCGAUAUCCCCAAGGCUGAUCAGAUUGCCAUCGAGGCCAUGAGCCCGAAUGACCCCCAGGUGAACUCGUACUUGCUCACGCCGACGUACACCGCGACCUCGGUGAUGCUGCACUCGGAGAAGAAGGGGGAGAAUGAAAUGCCCGUGCCCCUGGUCGGCUGGAUCGGCAUCGUCAACAACCCCAAGGGGGAGGCCAAGUGGAUUCUGCGGCUGUGCCAGCUGGAGUUCGGGUUCACGACCAGUCCUCCGCGCCGCUGGCCCGACUAUACCGUUUCCUUCGAGCCAAGUGAUGAUAUCGUGCCGGUGGAGUCGUCCAAUGCGGAGACCGAAGCCUAG
Messenger RNA from Aspergillus aculeatinus CBS 121060, 944 nucleotides. RefSeq lists its product as uncharacterized. The coding region runs from base 63 to 944 and encodes 293 amino acids. The transcript has 2 exons. Lineage: Eukaryota; Fungi; Ascomycota; Eurotiomycetes; Eurotiales; Aspergillaceae. The record is from RefSeq and is a predicted model, not a curated record.